UCUUGGCAGAGGCAAACCCUUCUGGAGUAGGCGAAGGCAUGGCUGGGAUGGUGCUGAGGGUGGUGGUGGCGGUGGUCCUGGCGGCGUGGGUGCCCGGCCUGCGAGGGGACCCACCUUGCCCACCCACCUGCCAGGCUUCGCGCUGCCCGGCGCCCCCCUCUCCUCUCGCCUGCCAGGCCCUCGGGGGUCAACUGCGCCCGGACCGCUGCCAGUGCUGCUGGGAGUGUGCCCCCGGAGAAGGGCAGCCCUGCGCCCCCGGCCCACUCUGCGCCUCCGGACUCUUCUGCAAGCGGGGCCCCCCAGGAGGGGGAGGGGGGCGGCCCAGGGGGGUCUGCACCUGCCCGGACUCCCCCUCGCCCCUCUGCGGGAGCGACGGGCGCACCUACCGCAGCCUCUGCCACCUGAAGGCGCACAACAAGGAGCCCCCCAGGAAGGGGGCACAGAUGCCCGUCAUCGCCGUCCAGAAGGGCGCCUGCGGGGAGAAAGAUCCUCUGGACCCCAACAGCCUGCGGCAAAGGUUCAACUUCAUUGCUGACGUGGUGGAGAAGAUUGCCCCUGCCGUCGUCCACUUGGAACUGUACCGCAGAGUGCCUUACACCAACAAAGAAAUCCUGGUGUCCAGCGGCUCGGGCUUCAUCGUGUCGGAAGACGGCUUGAUUAUCACCAAUGCCCACGUCCUCACCAACAAGCAGAGGAUCAAAGUGGAGCUCAAGAGCGGCCACCAGUUUGAUGCCAAAGUCAAAGAAGUCGACCACAAACUGGAUAUUGCCCUGAUCAAAAUAGACGCCAAUAUGGAUCUCCCAGUGCUUCUGCUGGGCAGAUCCUCCGAUCUUCGGCCUGGGGAGUUUGUGGUGGCCCUGGGGAGCCCUUUCUCCUUGCAGAACACAGUGACCACAGGGAUAGUGAGCAGCACACAGCGGGAUGGCAAGGAGCUGGGGCUGAAGGACUCGGAUAUGGAGUAUAUCCAGACGGAUGCCAUUAUCAAUUAUGGAAAUUCCGGCGGGCCCUUGGUAAACCUGGAUGGCGAAGUCAUUGGGAUGAAUACUCUCAAAGUUACGGCCGGCAUCUCCUUCGCCAUCCCUUCAGAUCGCAUCCGCCGGUUCCUGGAAGACUCGCACAACCGUCAGACAAAAGGAAAGAGCAGGACCAAGAAGAAGUAUCUAGGACUCCGGAUGCUCCCUCUGACUUUCAACCUCAUCCGUGAGUUGAGACGAAGGGACCGGAAUUUCCCAGACCUGAUUGCCGGGGUCGGGGUCUACGUCUAUGAGGUGAUUCCAGGAACGGCUGCCGAAAGCGCUGGUCUGCAAGACGGGGAUGUCAUUAUUGCCAUUAACGGGAAAACCGUCACUUCGACGCGAGAUGUCACGGAUGCCGUGCAGAACAGCGAGGCCCUUGCCAUCGUGGUGCGGAGAGGGAAUGAAGACCUCAUCCUGACUGUCGUGCCAGACGAAAUCGAUUAAAAGUUGCCCUUUUGAAGCAAAA
Messenger RNA from Anolis sagrei ordinatus, 1482 nucleotides. It is a transcript of the gene HTRA4, whose product is annotated as HtrA serine peptidase 4. NCBI's taxonomy places the organism in Eukaryota, Metazoa, Chordata, Lepidosauria, Squamata, Anolidae. Gene Ontology annotation, biological process: positive regulation of apoptotic process; programmed cell death; proteolysis. Gene Ontology annotation, molecular function: protein binding; serine-type endopeptidase activity. The record is from RefSeq and is a predicted model, not a curated record.